This is a messenger RNA of Penicillium concentricum, 561 nucleotides long. RefSeq lists its product as uncharacterized. Gene Ontology annotation, cellular component: ribonuclease MRP complex. Gene Ontology annotation, molecular function: rRNA primary transcript binding. Gene Ontology annotation, biological process: nuclear-transcribed mRNA catabolic process, RNase MRP-dependent; maturation of 5.8S rRNA from tricistronic rRNA transcript (SSU-rRNA, 5.8S rRNA, LSU-rRNA). The record is from RefSeq and is a predicted model, not a curated record. The coding region runs from base 1 to 561 and encodes 186 amino acids. The transcript is spliced from 2 exons. Lineage: Eukaryota; Fungi; Ascomycota; Eurotiomycetes; Eurotiales; Aspergillaceae.
AUGGACUCCAAGGAAAUCCUAGCAGUCCACUCAACGUUGCAUUUAAUCUUUCACCGCAACAAGAAUCAACAUCGCCGAACAAAAUGGUGGAAAUGGUUAUCCGUCUUGAAGCGCGCCACCUUGGAUCUCGCCCGAUCGGGGGUAAAAUCCCACCUGGCCACUCACAUAAUCCCAAGAUGUUACAUCGCUUUUUCAACUGUAGUUGCCGAUAACCAGUUCUCUACCCUUGGAAUCGUGCUUCUAGCUGCCUUGGCGCGAUUGUCGAAAAUUACCGGGAUCAGUCAUCAGCUGAAGGUGCAACCUGUGGCAAGCAAGUCUAAGAUUACUCCGGUUAUCGCAAAGGAAGAUCUUGGAGAACGCAUUCGUCGGAUUGAUGAAGCGCCACUCACCCGCCCGGUCAAGGUUUUGCAGUCUGAUAUCAAGGUCUCCAAGGUAUCCAAAGUCUCCAAAGUCUCUAAGAAGACCACGGAAAAGCUCACCGAGGAUGGUGUUUCAAAAACUACAUCGAAAAAGAAGAAGAAGAAGAACGCUAUCGAUGAUUUAUUCAGCGGUUUAUUUUGA